AUGUAUCGCCAACUCCUCGACAGGCCCGACCGUAUACUUGAGUUUAGACCAACAUCGACGCGUGAUAAUCUGAAGCCUGUUGCAACAGACGCUUUCGUCAACCCGUUGUUGGCCAUACCACGAUGGAUCAACGGACAGCUGGUCACGACCAUCCGUAUUGUCCCAAUGACGGAUGUGCAGAUGCGGCGACCGGUCAACACCAUGAUUCACCAGAUGGACAAUGCUCUGGUUCCACUGCAAGUGCCUCCGUUGCGUAUCACGCUCCACGCCCAGUCCUGGGUGACUCCCGGCCGUGGCCAGGUGGACAAUGAUGACGAUCUUCAAUGCAAGCGCAGCGCGGACACACUGCCCAUCACCGACUUUGUCCUUGACCAGUGGCCGUUCAACCUGCAUGCCCCCGCGGCCCAGGUGGUGACGCAUCACCCCCGCAUGCGCCGGCAGCAGCCCGGCUUGGCUGGUCUUCCUUUGGUGUGCGAACCCGACAACGUCGUCGGAUACGCACGUGAUCACGAAACCGACCUUCUCGAGCCACAUGCUGUCGCUGCUGUCCAAGAGCACCGCCGCCCCCCUGAGGGGAGCAGCGACAUGGUCGGAGGGUUCAUCGCUGCCUGUCAUGCAGCCAACGCCGUCAUCCGUCUCACAUACUGUCCAAACGCUCCUGAGCAAGACCGCAUCGUGAUGGAUCUCGGCGACGCUCCUGUUCCGCUCCUUUCUCGCCGUUCAAUGCGUUGGCUGGCGCGCCGCCUUGCCGACCAGCUUGGCUACAUGACUGCCGCCCAACGGCCUGAUGUGUCUCUGGCUGUCGGCAAUAUCCACAUGCGCCUGGAAUAUGUUGCUGCCGGCGGUCGCCGCCACUGUCGCAGAGGUCAGUUACGGUACUCGCGCAACUUUGGGUGGCUCGACAACGGCCAGCCCAUUGUGAACCGCACGCGGCCCAACCACUGCGCGGUUCAACUGGCGCACGCCUUCAAAGCCGACCCCCCCGCGCACCCGUGA
Molecule: messenger RNA, 996 nt
Organism: Cutaneotrichosporon cavernicola
Lineage: Eukaryota; Fungi; Basidiomycota; Tremellomycetes; Trichosporonales; Trichosporonaceae
Exons: 2
Coding region: 1-996 (331 amino acids)
Source: RefSeq, a predicted model, not a curated record